AGCAUGUCCACAGAUGGUGGCUUUGGCACAGCCAGCAACAGUGAUGCCCAGCAGAGCCUCCAGUCCUUCUGGCCACGGGUGAUGGAGGAGAUUCGCAACCUCACGGUGAAAGACUUCAGGGUUCAAGAACUCCCCCUGGCUCGUAUUAAGAAGAUAAUGAAACUAGAUGAAGAUGUGAAGAUGAUAAGUGCAGAAGCUCCUGUGCUGUUUGCCAAGGCAGCUCAGAUAUUCAUAACAGAACUGACAUUACGAGCCUGGAUACACACAGAAGACAACAAGCGCAGGACUCUGCAGAGGAACGACAUUGCCAUGGCAAUCACAAAGUUUGAUCAGUUUGACUUUCUCAUUGAUAUUGUUCCAAGAGAUGAGCUGAAGCCUCCGAAGCGACAGGAGGAGGUGCGCCAGACUGUGACCCCCGCUGAGCCUGUCCAGUAUUACUUCACUCUUGCCCAGCAACCUGCUGCUGUGCAGGUCCAGGGCCAGCAGCAGGGCCAGCAGACCACCACGUCCACCACCACCAUCCAGCCAGGGCAGAUCAUCAUUGCCCAGCCACAGCAGGGGCAGAGCACCCCUGUGACGAUGCAGGUUGGAGAAGGCCAGCAGGUCCAGAUAGUGCAGGCCCAGCCACAAGGACAGACCCAGCAGGCUCAGAGUGGAACUGGGCAGACCAUGCAAGUCAUGCAGCAGAUCAUCACCAACACAGGAGAAAUCCAGCAAAUCCCGGUCCAGUUGAAUGCUGGCCAGCUGCAGUAUAUCCGCUUAGCCCAGCCUGUGUCAGGCACCCAGGUAGUCCAGGGGCAGAUCCAGACGCUUGCAACCAAUGCACAGCAGAUAACACAGACAGAGGUCCAGCAAGGGCAGCAGCAGUUCAGCCAGUUCACAGACGGGCAGCAACUCUACCAGAUCCAGCAAGUGACCAUGCCUGCAGGCCAGGACAUCACCCAGCCCAUGUUCAUUCAGUCCACCAACCAAACCUCAGAUGGCCAAGCCACGCAAGUGACAGGGGACUGAGUGGGGACGUUGUAACAAGUCUGUGGAAACAAACAGUGGCCUGAGGUUUGCCACACCAGCCUGGCCUGAGGAAUACAUCUGCUUCUGUGUCUGUAGUUGGUAUCAAGGCUAUAGUAGGCUGCAAUCUCCAGUGCACUAUACACCUUCCUCUGGUGGCUAUGAGAGAAAAUCCAACAGACACCGACAAGAAUGCAAUAUUUUUAUUUUUAGAAAUCAAUAUUUCAGUGUAUUCAGCUGCUUGUUCAAACCCAUGACAUGGAAAGAGAACUAAUCAAAAGGAAUUUGUAGGAUCUCACUCAACAACGUCUAAAACAUUUCUAUCUAGUACAAUUAUUAAAGGGUACUGCCUCUGGUUUGUUG
Chaetura pelagica (chimney swift) is the source of this 1371-nucleotide messenger RNA. RefSeq names its product nuclear transcription factor Y, gamma (gene NFYC). Bases 4 to 1011 code for a protein of 335 amino acids. Gene Ontology annotation, cellular component: CCAAT-binding factor complex; nucleus. The record is from RefSeq and is a predicted model, not a curated record. Gene Ontology annotation, biological process: regulation of DNA-templated transcription. Gene Ontology annotation, molecular function: protein heterodimerization activity; DNA-binding transcription activator activity, RNA polymerase II-specific; DNA binding. The transcript has 9 exons. Lineage: Eukaryota; Metazoa; Chordata; Aves; Apodiformes; Apodidae.